CGUUUAAGCAAUGGCAUUACUGUAAUAUAACAAAAGAUGGAGCAUAAAAUGUCAGGAAUCUUAUCAAAGUGCGCAAAUUAUAUGCAAAAUAUCAGAGCAGCGAACAUAUUUAUCCACACACCAACUUUAUUGAGCUUUGGUUAGGUCUAUGGGAGCUUUUCAUUGGUCCCAAGGUUCAAAAACGUCCAACGCCAGAAUCUCCAUUUCAUUUGAAUGGGAAAUGAAAAACUUCUCCUCCGGAUUCCACCCGCCAUCCCCAGGCCAAGAAAGAAAAGAAUACGAAAAAGAAAGCAUAGGACAAGAUAAAGAAAGCCAAGGAGAUCAUCAGGAGGAAAAACCAGCAACUCGUUGUGAGUGGGACUUUUCUCUCUCCACCGUUGUCUCUUCCAGCGCCAACGCUGCUGUCUCUGACACCCUAGGUGUUAUCGAAUUCGACCCUUCUAAUGCUGUCGUAGCAACCGGAGGAAUUGCAAGAAAGAUUAGGAUUUACACUUUGAAUUCUUUGUUGCCACAAGACACCAUCCAAUUCCCAGGUGAGCAACACGUUGCCUUUCUAGACCAUGUCAAAGCAUGUAAUUAUUACGUCUGUACCCCAGCUAAGCUUAGUAGCCUUAGAUGGAAACCCGGGUCUGGAGGCCGCCUCCUGGGAUCGGGUGACUAUGACGGUGUGGUCAUGGAAUAUGAUCUAGAGAGGAAGCUGCCAAUCUUUGAACGUGAUGAGCAUGGUGGGAGAAGGGUUUGGAGCGUAGACUAUUCCCAUUGGAACCCGCUAGUCGGGGCAUCCGGUUCAGACGAUGGCACCAUCCAAAUGUGGGACCCACGCUGUGCCGAAGGAGGAGGAUCUGUGGCCAAGGUACAGCCCACGAUGGCACGUAGCUCAGUUUGUUGCGUUGAGUUCGACCCCUUCGGUGACGCAUUGAUAGCAGCUGGAUGCGCUGACCGGAAGGCGUAUACCUAUGAUGUACGGAAAAUGGUGGACCCCGUACAUGUGUUUGACGGACAUGCGAAAACCGUGACAUACGUUAGGUUUCUUGAUGCCGAAACAAUGGUUUCCGCUGGAACUGAUGGGUGUUUAAAGCUGUGGAAUAUCAGUGAUUCUCGUUUAAUUAGAACAUACCGAGGGCACGUGAAUAGUCGAAGCUUUGUUGGGUUGUCAGUUUGGAGGCAUGGUGGGUUGCUUGGAUGUGGAUCAGAAAAUAACCAGGUGUUUGUUUAUGAUAAGAGAUGGGGUGAGCCCAUUUGGGUGCAUGGGUUCGACCCAAUGGCUAGAAGUGGGUGUGACCAUGGUUUCGUCAGCAGCGUAUGCUGGAGGCAAGUCCAUGAAGACAAGUGCACACUUCUGGCAGGGGGUUCAAAUGGGGUUUUACAGGUUUUUGUGGGCAGAAGGAAAUCAUAG
Molecule: messenger RNA, 1396 nt
Organism: Durio zibethinus
Lineage: Eukaryota; Viridiplantae; Streptophyta; Magnoliopsida; Malvales; Malvaceae
Gene: RUP2
Product: Transducin/WD40 repeat-like superfamily protein
Biological process (GO): response to UV-B
Molecular function (GO): protein binding
Source: RefSeq, a predicted model, not a curated record